This is a messenger RNA of Heterostelium album PN500, 2301 nucleotides long. RefSeq names its product glycoside hydrolase family 27 protein. The transcript is spliced from 6 exons. Lineage: Eukaryota; Evosea; Eumycetozoa; Acytosteliales; Acytosteliaceae. The record is from RefSeq and is a predicted model, not a curated record. Gene Ontology annotation, molecular function: hydrolase activity, hydrolyzing O-glycosyl compounds. Bases 1 to 2301 code for a protein of 766 amino acids. Gene Ontology annotation, biological process: carbohydrate metabolic process.
AUGACAUCGACCGUCUCACCGUCGAACCUAAUCAACUCGGUGCACCAUCAACUCAUCAAUCAUCACAUUCAACAGCAACAACAUCAACAUCAACCACUCACCCCGCAACAGCAACAGCAGCAACAGCUGAACCAACAACAACAACAGCUAAAUCAACAACAACAACAGCUCAACCAACAACAACAAAUAAAUCAACAGCUAUCUCAACACAAUAUAUUUAAUAACAACAACAAUAAUAGUAUAAAACCAAUUAAUUUAAUUUACCCAAACGGCAAUGGUUUGCAAAAUACAACAACCACAACAGCAAAUCAUAUUUUCACACAGCAACCACUCGGUAUUUCAUUGGCACCCACUACAACGACGACAACCACCACCAGACCCAUAUAUAUUUCACCGACAUUACAAACAGCAGGUGGACAACAUAUUCAAAUCAAUACACUACCACAGCAAAACACAACGCUCCAACCACAACAACUAUUCCAAGACUUGAGCAACACCACCACCACAACCGACGACAUCACCUCAGCGUAUCUCUUAAACAAUCAACUCUUAAAAUCACAACAAUUCACUGCCAAUUCAAUUAUUAAUACAUCAUUACUUCCAUUGACUCAAGCACAAACCGUUGUACUAAUUGGAGAUGUCGAUAUUACAAUUGAACAACAACCACCCUCUGAUGUUAGAACACGUACACCUAAUGAUCGUAGAACAUUCAAUUGUGUUAUCAGAGUAGUUGGUGAUUAUGUAAAGAAUAACAUUACGACUGUGUUGGCACAACUUGCCUAUGCAAAUUCGCACACCGAACGUCCAUCACAAGAUAUUUUGGGUGGUAACAAGGUGGUACCCGUAGGAAAAGAUGGAAAAGUCGUUUUCGAUAGCCUAUCUAUGACAGAGGCUUCCACCAAACAUCAAGAGAACGAGUUUUGUCUUGAAUAUAUUUUGUUGACCGACGACAACAAACGUUUCAUUCUUCCAAACGGUACUCCAUUCCUCAAGCGUUCCAGACCAUUCUAUGCUUAUUCCAAUCAAAAAGUUUUAUCAAGAAGAAGAAAUGUUACAUUGAGAACAUUAAGCUCCAACAAAGGGUCCACUAUUGGUGGAGACCAAAUGCAUGUUGUUGGAUCACCAUUUAUCCGUUGUAAUUCAUUACGUUAUAUGAAGUUGUUAUAUAAUUUAAUUUCUAUUUGUUGUAUAUUUUCAGUUGUAGUUCAAUCAUUACAAAAUGGAUUGGGACUGACACCACAGAUGGGAUGGAACAGUUGGAAUCACUUUGGCUGUGAUAUAAAUGAAGAUAUUAUUAUGCAAACAGCAAAGGCUAUGGCCACCAACGGUAUGAAAGAAGCAGGUUAUAUAUAUGUAAAUAUUGAUGAUUGUUGGGCAUCACAUAGAAAUGAAUCAGGUCACAUUCAAGCUGAUUCAAAGACAUUCCCAAAUGGAAUUGCUUAUCUUGCUGAUUAUGUUCAUUCUUUGGGUAUGAAAUUAGGAAUUUAUACAGAUGCUGGUCCUUUGACUUGCCAACGUCGUCCAGGUAGUUAUGACCACGAAGAAAUUGAUGCUCAAACCUAUGCUGCAUGGGGUGUAGAUUAUGUAAAGGAGGAUUGGUGUUGGGCAUUCCUUUCCAAUCCUUUAGAUAGAUAUGCUAUCAUGUCACAAGCAUUGAAUGGAACUGGUCGUCCCAUUUUCUUUUCACUCUGUGACUGGGGUACCGAUAAUCCAUGGGAAUGGGGACCAACCGUAGGAAAUUCAUUCAGAACCACCUCUGACAUCAAAGACACUUGGGACAGUUUCCUCGACAAUCUCGACAAACAAAUCCCAAUCACUUCCUACUCUCAAGUCGGUGGAUGGAACGAUCCAGACAUGUUGGAAGUCGGCAACGGCGGUAUGUCAUACACAGAGUAUUUGUCGCACUUCCAGCUGUGGUCUAUUAUCAAUGCACCUUUGAUUGCCGGUAACGAUAUGAGAACUGUAGAUCAACAGUAUCUAGACAUCUUCACAGCACCAGAGAUCGUUGCAGUCAACCAGGAUCCACUCGGUAAGCAAGGAUCGUUGGUUCGUUCGUACAACAGUGGAUUACAACAGGUAUGGGCCAAACCAAUGGCUGAUGGAUCGAGAGCCGCCGUCCUUUUCAACCGUGACAGUUCAUCAGCUGGUAUUCAACUUUUCUGGGCUGAUAUCUUUUUGACACCAAACACCUCGAUGACCGUUCGUGAUCUCUGGUCACAAAAAGACCUGGGAUCUUUCACUGAUUAUUACGUUGCAUUGAAUAUCCCAUCUCAUGGCAGUGUAAUGUUGAAAGUUUAUUAA